AUGAGCGAUUCGAACAAAAAGACCAAAUCAAAGCAGCCGGUGCUUGCCGUAGACCUUAUUAGAUCGAUCUUGGAGCGUUUGAGCUUUGUCGAUUUUCAUAGUGCUAGAUGCGUUUCUUCAGAAUGGUAUUCCACUUCGAAAUCAUGCCAUGGCUCAUCCUCUUCCCGAAGGAAGAUCUUGAAAGCGACAACAACAUCGGUUCAUAGGAUUCCUCUUCCGUCUCUGGAAUCCGUCGAUGGAUGGCAGAUCGGUCAUUCAGGAAGAUUUUCUUACGAGAGAAGCAAAAUAGGCAAAGCUGUUUUGUGGGUAGAUGAAAAAAGCAGAGAUUACUUCGUUGUUUGGAACUUUGAUUGUUUAGUUGCAUAUCACAAGAAAGGAGAUGCCAACAAUAGUUGGAAAGUGCUUAAACCUUUGAAGAAUGAAGGCUUUUACGAUAUGGUCCUUAAAGAAAGGAAGCUUUACGUGCUUAGUGAUGGUCGAGGCGUCAAAGUUUUUGAUUUCUCCUAUGGUGAUCCUCCAACUGAAUUUUGUGUAAGUUCCCAAUCUCCGUGGUACAAUCGUUCCGUCAAUCUUGUUUUGACUUUGUCUGGAGAACUAGUGUUGAUCAUUUCAAAUAUGGGGAGACACUCCUUCAACGUCUUCAAGUUGGAUCCCACAUCAUCAAAAUGGAUCAAAAUCGAGUCUAUAGGGGACGAAGCAUUGCUAUUGGAUCAAGGAAUAACGGUUGCAGCCAAAGAUGGAGUUAUGAAAAAUUGCAUAUAUUUUAGUAAUCAUCACUUUCGUAGAUACGAAGGGACUAAUCUAGGCAAGGAUGACAUUGAUAACGGUAUUUGCGUCUACAAUAUUCAAACCCAGAAGGUAGUCCAUAAGUUUCCAUAUCUUAUUGAUUCAAGGAUGCUCGUUGGUUUUUCCCCACUUGUGGUGGAAAAUGGUUUCUUUAAAGCUAUAUCAAGUUUUGUCUUUUGCUAA
Arabis nemorensis is the source of this 969-nucleotide messenger RNA. NCBI's taxonomy places the organism in Eukaryota, Viridiplantae, Streptophyta, Magnoliopsida, Brassicales, Brassicaceae. The record is from the annotation of a GenBank genome assembly.